GGGCUCGGGCUGCCGGCGCGGGACCGGGGCCCCCGCCGCCGAGCUGGCGUGGGGCAGAGCCGGGCUGGUGUCGGACAGAGCCGGGCUGGCGUGGGGCAGAACCGGGUUGUGUCGGACAGAGCCGCGCCGCAGCCAGCAGAGCCCUGCGGCAGGUGGGGCAGCGCGGCUGGCGGAGGGAGGGCGUCCGGCCGCCGGCAGUUUAAUCUGAAGACUUUGAAAAUACAAUACACAUGGCACAGAUCAGAACAUUUUUUCAGAUGCUUUUAAGUCUAUUACUUCAUGAUUACAUCUCAGCUGAAGAUGGGGAAACAAGAGCAAGUUGCAGAACUGCUCCGGCAGAUUUAGUUUUUAUCUUAGACGGCUCUUACAGUGUUGGCCCAGAAAACUUUGAAAUCAUCAAAAGCUGGCUUGUCAAUAUUACAAGAAAUUUUGACAUAGGGCCAAAGUUUAUUCAAGUUGGAGUUGUCCAGUACAGUGAUUACCCUGUACUUGAAAUUCCCCUUGGAACUCAUGAGUCCACUGAGAACCUCAUCAGGGAAAUGGAAUCCAUACACUACUUGGGAGGAAAUACAAGAACAGGAAGAGCUAUUCAGUUUGCCUAUGACCAUCUUUUUGCAAAAUCUUCAAGAUUUUUAACAAAAAUAGCAGUUGUUCUCACUGAUGGAAAGUCCCAAGAUGAAGUCAAAGAUGUAGCAGCAGAAGCAAGGAAAAAUAAAAUCACUUUGUUUGCUAUUGGUGUUGGCUCAGAAAUUGAGGAGGAUGAACUUAAAGCCAUUGCCAAUAAGCCUUCAUCAACUUACGUAUUUUAUGUUGAAGAUUAUAUUGCAAUAUCAAGAAUUAAAGAAGUUAUAAAGCAGAAACUCUGUGAAGAAUCUGUUUGUCCAACAAGAAUUCCAGUGGCAGCUCGAGAUGAAAAAGGAUUUGACAUUCUUGUAGGAUUAGGUGUGAAGAAAAAGGUUAAAAAGAGAAUUCAAAUACCAACUACUAAUGCAAAAGCUUAUGAAGUCACUUCACGUGUUGACCUGUCAGAACUGACGAGGAAUGUGUUUCCAGAAGGUCUGCCUCCAUCCUAUGUGUUUGUUUCCACUCAAAGAUUUAAAGUAAAGAAGACGUGGGAUUUGUGGAGAAUUCUAAGUCUGGAUAAGAGACCACAAAUAGCAGUCACUAUUAAUGGGGAAGAGAAAACAUUAUCAUUCACUACAACAAGUUUAAUGAAUGGCACACAAGUUAUUACUUUUUCUGCACCUCGUGUAAAGACAUUAUUUGAUGAAGAAUGGCAUCAAAUCCGUCUCCUAGUAACAGAGGACUUUGUAACAUUGUAUAUAGAUGAUCAAGCAAUUGAAACCAAGCCAUUACACCCUGUUUUAGGUAUUUACAUCAGUGGCCUAACGCAAAUAGGAAAGUAUUCUGGAAAGGAGGAAACUGUACAGUUUGAUAUACAAAAACUGAGAAUCUACUGUGACCCAGAGCAAAAUAAUCGAGAAACAGUCUGUGAGAUCCCGGGAUUUAAUGGAGAGUGCAUGAACGGCCCUAGUGAUGUAGGCUCAACGCCUGCCCCCUGCAUAUGCCCACCAGGAAAACAAGGACCUCCAGGCCCCAAAGGUGACCCUGGGCAGCCCGGGAAUCAUGGUUAUCCUGGUCAGCCUGGUCCAGAUGGUAAGCCUGGAUACCAGGGAUCAGCAGGAACUCCAGGUAUCCCAGGAACUCCAGGGGUUCAAGGACCACGUGGCUUACCAGGUAUCAAGGGAGAGCCAGGAAAGGAUGGGGCCAAGGGUGACCGAGGACUACCUGGUUUUCCUGGAUUACAUGGGAUGCCAGCACCAAAGGGAGAAAGGGGUCCUAAAGGAGAUCAAGGAGUACCAGGAAUAUAUGGAAAAAAGGGUUCAAAAGGAGAGAAAGGUGAUACAGGGUUUCCAGGAAUGCCGGGGCGAUCCGGAGACCCUGGCAGAAGUGGGAAAGAUGGAUUACCAGGAAGUCCUGGUUUCAAGGGAGAAGUUGGACAGCCUGGACCUCCAGGCCUAGAAGGGCAUCGGGGAGAGCCUGGAAUUCCUGGAAUCCCUGGGAAUCAAGGAGCAAAAGGACAGAAGGGUGAAAUUGGACCACCGGGUCAACCAGGAGCAAAAGGGUCAACAGGGGAUACUGGUUUGAUGGGACCAGAAGGCUCAUUUGGUCUACCUGGAGCUCCUGGGCCUAAGGGUGAUAAAGGCGAACCUGGAAUACAGGGAAAACCAGGAUCAUCAGGAGCCAAGGGAGAUCUAGGAGUACCAGGUGCCCCAGGUGAACCAGGUUACCCAGGCAUUCCUGGUACCCAGGGUAUAAAGGGGGACAAAGGAAACCAAGGUGAAAGUGGUAUCCAGGGACUGAAAGGAGAAAAAGGAAGACAAGGAAAUCCAGGCUUACAGGGAGUAGAAGGACCAAGUGGAGAACAAGGAGAGAAAGGUGAGAAAGGAGAUCCAGGCAUUCGAGGCAUCAAUGGGCAAAAAGGAGAAUCUGGUAUCCAGGGUUUGGUUGGACCUCCUGGUCUCAGAGGUCAGCCAGGAGAUAGAGGACCCCCAGGACCACCUGGAUCAGAUGGAAAACCUGCACGAGAAUUUUCGGAAGAAUUUAUUCGACAAGUGUGCUCAGAUGUACUGAGAACCCAGUUGCCUGCCAUCCUCCAGAGUGGAAGGCUACAAAGCUGUAACCACUGUCAAUCCCAAAGCGCUUCUCCGGGACUUCCAGGACCACCAGGUCCAAGAGGCCCUGAAGGCCCCAGAGGGUUUCCUGGACUGCCAGGCAACGAUGGUGUUCCAGGGCUGACAGGCAUCCCCGGCCGCCCUGGGGCUCGUGGGACAAGAGGACUGCCAGGGAAAAAUGGCGCAAAAGGCAACCAAGGAAUUGGGGUUCCCGGGAUCCAAGGCCCACCAGGACCUCCAGGUCCUGAGGGUCCUCCAGGUAUGAGUACAGAAGGACGUCCUGGAGAGCGUGGGCCACCUGGUAAAGAUGGUGAUCGUGGCAGUCCGGGAAUGCCAGGACCGGUUGGACCCCCUGGAAUUUGUGACCCAUCACUAUGUUUUAGUGUAAUUGUGGGGAGAGACCCAUUUAGAAAGGGACCAAAUUAUUGAUUUGUGAUACAAUGAUUUAGAGGAAUAGGUAUGGUGCUUGUCUUUUAUGGUCUUUCAAGUCUCAGGAAGGUGACCAGCAAUAAUCCCAUAAGCAAGAACAAAAGUACCUCUGAUAUAAUAAACAUGAUAAAUAAUGAUCCCAAAGGUUAUACAUUCCUUUAGAAAAGAAACUCUGAUAUUUUUUUAUAACUUGUAUUGAUUGAAUCUCAAGUGUAUUUAAACAAUCACAGGAAUAAAAUUAACUAUAAUAUUUGCUAUUUAGUAUUUAAGUUUCCUGUCAUACUCCUGAAGUCCUUUGCAAAAUUGCUGGGCAAGCCACUGGGGGCAGGAUUAGGCCUUUAAUGGUAUUGGUCAGGUAUAAAUUACUGUGAAAUUUUUCACAUGCAGUCGACAUGUUCAGUACAUGACAUUGAAAGAAUGUGGCUGGCUUUGACUUCAUAUGUGUGUGAAUCUCAUUGGCUUGUGUACAUUUUGUAUGUCAUAGCUCCAAGUGCUCUGUGAGCGAAAGAAUAUAUCAGAUUUUUAUAAAUUAAGAGGAAUAUCUAGACUUAUUUUGGAAAUAAUAUCACCUAUUUUGCCAUGCAACACUUUACUUAAAACCAAGGUGAAAUGCAAGGGUAAAUAACUCCUACUUGUUUAAGAUUGGCCAAGGUUUUAUUGAAGAUGGUACUUUUAGCUACAAAAGGUCAAAACGUUCCGUGUGGGUAGUUCACAUUAUAUGAAAAUAGCAUUAAAACCAAAAAAGAACAAAAAAUGGUAUAGCUGGCUUGUAGCUAUGAUUUGACAAAAAUAAAAAUUAAAAAUAUGUUUACACAACCCUAAUGUAACAGUUCUGCAUAAUUAGUAUUAAGUUAUACACCCUUUGCUGUUUUUCCCCAAGGACUGCAGUUGCCAAAUUGAAGAAGCAGGUUUACAAGGAGAAAGGUCUAACUGCUGGCUGACUAGCUGCAAUGUUUGUUGUGCUGUUUCCUUUUUCAGUUUAAGCAGGCUAUGUGUAAUUUUCAUUGUAUGCUUUGCUAAUGAGGUGUAUUGCUUGCUUUUACAUAGUCAGCAAAGGAACAGUUUCCAUGAGAAUUUAAAAUCCAUUUCUUAAAUUAAGGCAGAGUCUUGUAUUGAACUUAACUGAUGCUUUAUAAGUGGCUUUUUCUAAUGUGGUGUUUUUCUGUUGUCCUACUAUCAGAGAUUGGUAAUAUGCUUGACAUUCAAGGUAAAAUAAAAUUUUGUAAAGAACUGGUGGUUGUUUGAUGAACGAUUACAAGAGUCGUAUGUGUCCUGUGUCACAGAAGAAAGUGAGGCCUGUGAUAUACAGUGGGAUGGUUCCACCUUGCAGCUGUGUGUUUUUCCUCAGUGUCCUUCCAUUUCCUCUUGAGAAAACACCACCUGUGGGAGCAGCACCUUUCACUGGGUUCCCUGCUGUGUCCCCGGGGCUGCUGCCUGCCCAGAGCUGCAGCCCGCAGGAGUAGCUUAGCCAAACCACAGCCUUGGUUACAGCAGGGUGCAAUCAUUUAUCUCAUAAAACCCAGUCUAAAAACCUCCAAGGUGAUUAUUCUUCAUUCUGACAUGGACCUGAGAAACAAAGGUGUGUGUGAAUUUUUCUCACCAGACACAUGUUCCUUGGUACACACUGUGGGACUUUGCUCCUGUGAACAUGCAUUGAUUGAAGAAAGAAUCAUAGAAUAAUUUAGGUUGGAAGAGACCUUUACAGGUCAUCUAGUCCAACCCCCCUGCCAUGUGCAAGGACAUCAACUAGAUCAGGUUACUCAGAGUCCCGUCCAGCCUGGCCUUGAAUGUCUCCAGGGAUGGGGCAUCUACCACCUCUCUGGGCAACCUGUGCCAGUGUUUCACCACCCUCAUUGUAAAAAAUUAUUCCUCAUCUCUAGCACUCAUCUCCUCUCUUUUAGUUGAAAACCAUUAUUCUUUUUACUAUCGCAACAGGCCCUGGACUCAAAGGGGGAUGGGGUUGUGGCUGGGCUUUCAUCAGUUGGGCAGCACUCUACAGUUGAUGAAGACCAGGAGGCCCCCCAUACCCCUAGGGUGAAGUCAGUGUGCUCAGCUCACACUCUGAAAUGCCUGUACACGCAGCAUGGGGAAUAAGCAGGAGGAGUUAGAAACCUGUGUUCGGACAGGAGAUUAUGAUCUGGUGGCAAUUACAAAGACAUGGUGGGACAGCUCACAUGACCGAAAUGUGGUAAUGGAUGGCUAUGUCCUUUUCAGGAAAGACAGGCCAGCUAGGCGUGGUGGUGGAGUUGCUCUCUAUGUGAGAGAGUAACUACAAUGUGUUGAGUACUGUCCAGGCACGGAUGAGGAGUGAGCUGAGAGUCUAAGGGUGAGAAUUAAGGGGCAGGCUGGCAGGGGUGAUACUGUUGUGGGUGUCUAUUACAGGCCACCAGAUCAGAGUAAGGAAGUUGAUGAGGCCUUCUAUGGGCAGCUGAGAGCAGCCUCACAGUCACAGGCCCUGGUGGUCAUGGGGGAUUUUAACUUCCCUGAUGUUUGCUGGAAGGACUACUUGGGCAGCCACAGUCCGGGAGGUUCCUCCAGUGCCUUGACGAUAACUUUCUGAUGCAAAUGGUGGAUGAGCUGACUAGGAGAGGUGCACUGCUGGAUCUCAUCCUCACUAACAAGGAGGGUCUGGUUGAAGCGGUAAAGGUUGAGGGCUGCCUUGGUUGCAGCGACCAUGAAAUGGCGGAGUUCGAGAUGUCGUGUGGCAGGAACAGAAUAGCAAGCAGAAUUGCAACCCUGGACUUCAGCAGGGCAAACUUUGGCCUUUUCCAAACAAUUUCUAGGGGAAAUCCCAUGGGCAAGGCUGCUUUAAGGUAAAGGGGCCCAAGAUAGUUGGUUAGUGUUCAGGGACUGUUUCUACUUGGGCACAAGAUCAGAGCAUCCCGACACGUAGGAAGUCAAGGAAGGGAGCCAGGAGGCCUGUGUGGUUAAACAGGGAGCUGCUGGGUAAGCUCAAGUGCAAGAGGAGAGUUUAUAGAUCAUGGAAGGAGCAGCUGGCCACCUGGGGAGAAUAUCAGGCUGUUGUCAGAGAGUGUAGGGAGGCAACUAGGAAAGCUAAGGCCUCCUUAGAAUUAAACCUGGUGAGAGGGGUCAGGGACAACAGAAAGAGCUUUUUCAAAUACGUGGCAGAUAAAACUAACACCAGAGGCAAUGUAGGCCCACUGAUGAACGAGGUGGAUGCUCUGGUGACAGAGGAUACAGAGAAGGCAGAGUUACUGAAUGCCGCCUUUGUCUCUGUCUACUCUGCCAGAGGCUGUCCUGAGGAGCCCCAUACCGCUGAGGCCCCAGAGGAAGUCAGGACAAUGGAGGAGUUUGCCUUGGUUGAUGAGGACAGGGUUAGGGAGCAAUUAGGCAAUCUGGACAUCCAUAAAUCUAUGGGCCUGGGUGGGAUGCACUCGUGGGUGCUGAGGGCGCUGGCUGAGGUCAUUGCUGGACCACUCUCCAUCAUCUUUGCCAAGUCUUGGGAAACGGGAGAGGUGCCUGAGGACUGGAGGAAAGCAAAUGUCAGUCCAGUCUUCAAAAAGGGCAAGAAGGAGGACCCAGUUAAUUAUAGAAGGGUCAGCCUCACCUCUAUCCCCGGGAAAGUGAUGGAACAACUAAUUCUUGGUGUCAUCUCAAGGCAUAUUAGGGAUAAGAGGGUCAUUAAGGGCAGUCAACAUGGCUUCACCAAGGGGAAGUUGUGCUUGACCAACCUCAUCACCUUUUAUGAGGACGAGAUGGAUAGAUGAUGGCAGAGCAGUGGAUGUGGUCUACCUUGACUUCAGUACGGCAUUUGACACAGUCUCCCACAGCAUCCAUACAGCCAAACUGAGGAAGUGUGAUCUGGAUGAUUGGGUAGUGAGGUGGACUGGGAACUGGCUGAAGGGAAGAAGCCAGAGAGUUGUGGACAAUGGGGCAGAGUCCGGUUGGAGGCCUGUAUCUAGUGGAGUGCCUCAAGGGUCAGUAAUGGGGCUGGACAGGCUGGAUAGUUGGGCAGGAAAAAAUUUAAUGAAAUAUAACAAGGGAAAGUGUAGAGUGUUGCAUCUGGGUAGGAAUGACCCAGUUGGGGUUGUUGGGGAAUGACCUACUAGAGAGCAGCAUAAGGGAAAGGGACCUGGGGGUCCUGGUGGACAGCAGGAUGACCGUGAGCCAGCACUGUGCCCUUGUGGCCAGGAAGGCCAAUGGCAUCCUGGGGUGUAUUAGAAGGGAGGUGGUUAGUAGGUCGAGAGAGGUUCUCCUUCCCCUCUACUUUGCCCUGGUGAGACCACACCUGGAGUAUUGUGUCCAGUUCUGGGCCCCUUAGUUCCAGAAGGACAGGGAACUGCUGGAGAGAGUCCAGUGCAGGGCAACAAAGAUGAUUAAGGGGGUGGAGCAUCUGCCUUAUGAGGAAAGGCUGAGGGAGCUGGCUCUCUUUAGCUUGGAGAAGAGGAGACUGAGAGGUGACCUUAUUAAUGUUCACAAAUAUAUAAAGAGUGAGUGUCACGAGGAUGGAGCCAGCCUCUUCUCGGUGACAACCAAUGGCAGGACAAGGGGUAAUGGGUUCAAAGUGGAACACAGGAGGUUCCAGUUAAAUUUGAGAGGAAACUUCUUCACAGUGAGGGUGACAGAACACUGGACCAGGCUGCCAGAAUCUCCUACUCUGGAGACAUUCAAAACCCGCCUGGACACCUUCCUGUGUAACCUCAUCUAGGUGUCCCUGCUCCAUCAGAGGGAUUGGACUAGAUGAUCUUUUGAGGUCCCUUCCAAUCCCUAACAUUCUGUGAUUCUGUGAAUGUAAAACAAUCUUCAAACCCUUGAUGUGCAAAAGGACGAGGUUUGAAGCUGAAUCUAUUUAAUUGCCUUAACUGCCGAGCUGUUUGCGUACUUUGAGCUUCAGUACUGCUCUGUCUUUGGUAUUUUUCUCUGAAUUUGAGCCUGCUGAACCUGUCACAUUUCUGCAAAAAGGAUUUGUUUUUGACAAGUUGGAAUUUUCCAGAGAAGUGCUGACCAUCUCACCUAUGCAGGUGUCUCUUUGAAAGCUAGUAACAAGGUAGCUUAUUUAAAUGAAAACAAACAAUUUGAAAACCUAGUUCUGUGUGAUUAAAUAGCCAGAAACUAUUAGCAAGUGUCUUAUAUCCCAUUGAAAUGUAGAUGUUAUAGGCUAGGAACCUGUGGUUUAGAUUAUUGCAUCUGAUAAAAUUUAUCAAGCCAGAAUUUAGCUGACUUCACAAUAAUUUAAAUUUCUGACUUCAUUUGAUAAAGUGAGAUUAUGCAAAAAAAUGUAGGUGUGUUCAAGAUCAUAUCUUGACUGGAUCCUUUAACUGAAAAUAUGAGUAUUUUUCACAGAGCUUCAAGUAAUUCUAAAUUAAGAGAUUAAACAAAUGGUAUAAACUCAUGUAUUAGGAGAUUAAUGAUUCACAGGAGACUCUUAUUUACUCUUUAUAGAAACUGUAGGAGAUUCUUGUGAGUGCUGAUUUGCAACCAGAAGCUGUGAAUAAAAAAAAGUCACUGUGAAAUAUGUCACCAUCUUAUUACCAGAUAUUGUCUGGAAACAGUUACGAGAAACUGUUAAUUGACAUUUACUUACUCUCCUGAUGAUAGUCCUUAAAGCUGGAUCUUAGCUAAUUUUUAAGCAGAGGGUAAGAUGCAAAAAGAAUUUCUAGGCUUUUUUUUUGGUAACAUCUUACUGUGUGACUAUGAGUUAAAAAAUACCCUCCCUGGUUGGUCUAGUGCCUGCUGGUGUCAGUACAGGAGCUACAAUGCACUGCACUGAAUUUUGAAUACAGUUUCAACUCAUAAUAUUUGUGUGUGUAAAAUGGAUUUUAAAUUUAUUACUUUACUAUGGUGAUGGACUGUUCUUGCUUCGUAGAUAUUGAGGCAUGUGCUUGGAAAUAAAGAUGUAGAAUUACAAAGUA
This is a messenger RNA of Columba livia (rock pigeon), 8977 nucleotides long. It is a transcript of the gene COL21A1, whose product is annotated as collagen type XXI alpha 1 chain. Bases 231 to 3104 code for a protein of 957 amino acids. The record is from RefSeq and is a predicted model, not a curated record. The transcript has 30 exons. NCBI's taxonomy places the organism in Eukaryota, Metazoa, Chordata, Aves, Columbiformes, Columbidae.